Scomber scombrus (Atlantic mackerel) is the source of this 1507-nucleotide messenger RNA. It is a transcript of the gene bub1bb, whose product is annotated as BUB1 mitotic checkpoint serine/threonine kinase Bb. The transcript has 9 exons. Bases 97 to 1389 code for a protein of 430 amino acids. The record is from RefSeq and is a predicted model, not a curated record. Gene Ontology annotation, molecular function: protein kinase activity. Lineage: Eukaryota; Metazoa; Chordata; Actinopteri; Scombriformes; Scombridae. Gene Ontology annotation, biological process: mitotic spindle assembly checkpoint signaling; meiotic sister chromatid cohesion, centromeric.
CAAAAAUACAGACGCAUCAACGGUGAGGCUGAAAUAAUCCGAAAAAAAGUCACAAAGGAGCUGUGUGAGAGGCAUCUAGUUGUUUUAGUUUCCACAAUGGCAGAAGGAGGAGAUGUUGAAUGGGAGCUGAGCAAAGAGAACAUUCAGCCACUGAGGCGAGGAAGAGACAUAUCAGCCUUACACCAGGCGCUCAGUUUACAACAAGAUGGGUUCAGCUCUACCAUCAACCAACAGAGACAGGCCUUUGAGUCUGAACUGCGAAUGUACGAUGGAGAUGAUCCACUUGAUGUUUGGGAUCGGUAUAUAAAAUGGACAGAGCAGACCAUCCCACAGGGAGGAAAGGAGAGCAACCUUUCCACACUAUUGGAACAAGUUGUGACCAGAUUCACAGACGAAAAGAAAUAUCACAACGACCCUCGCUACGUUGACCUCUGUAUCAAAUUUGCAGAGAACUGCCCGGAGCCUCUGGAUAUUUACAGGUACAUGCAAGCUCAGGGAAUAGGGGUGACACAGGCAUCCUUAUACAUCGCCUGGUCCGAGGAAUAUGAGAAUCAGGGCAACUGUCGCAAAGCGGACCUCGUCUACCAGGAAGGAUUCAAGAAGUGCGCUGAGCCGCAUGAUAAACUCCUGCAGUUUCACAAGGCUCUGCAAGCACGUGUGUCCCGACAGGUGAUGAUGGAUGUAGAGGAGGAUGACAGCGAUGAUGAGCCCAAACAAAAGGAGAGAAUUUCUCUCGCUGACCUCAGACACAGAGGGAAGAAAAAGGCCAUUGCUCCUAUCAUCAGAACUGGGCCUGCAAUAAGAAGUAUCUCUGGAGGCCUGCAGCCACGAAGCGCCCCUGUCCUGGGCAAUGCUACAAACAGUCGGUUGGUCGUCUUUGACGAGAACAAGGCUGAAAGUGCUGGUCCUUCAGAGCCUAUAUUUGAGUCUUGGUCAGCUCCUCCUACUGCAAGGGCAAAGGAGAAUGAGCGUAGGCCUGAAAAAUGGUGUGAUGUCAAGAUGCCCCAGAAGUCCAAAUUCGGACAUACUGUCAUGGCCCCACCACCUGUAAAACCUACCUUUCAACCAUUUGUUGAGGAAUCAGACCAGCCUCCUACAAUGACUCCGUGUAAGAUCAACCCUGCAGUGAACACAGUUUUAUCCACGCGCAAGCUCUGCCGAGAGGAAACUCCACUGAAGAGACUACAAGAGCACAAUCAGCAACAGAAGGAGGCAGAAUCAGGAAAACUACAAGAACAGAGCAUGUACUGUAAAGAGCUGCUGCUCAGCGGCGCCACCGAGUUUUGCUUUGAGGAACUUCGUGCUGAACGAUUUUUCAAAAGGAUGGCACAGGAAUCACAGGAGGUCAGAGGGCAUGAGGGUCAAGCUAGUACCAGUGAUGCAAACUGAUGCAUCUGUUAAGACUAAAGUACUGACUGCUCUUUUUUUAUGGUUUUUCAACUUUGUUUUGACAAGACCUUAUUUGAAGUAUCAUGUGAUUACUGAUGUAUAUCGUUUGUUAUCUUGC